Molecule: messenger RNA, 4738 nt
Organism: Maylandia zebra (zebra mbuna)
Lineage: Eukaryota; Metazoa; Chordata; Actinopteri; Cichliformes; Cichlidae
Gene: daxx
Product: death-domain associated protein
Biological process (GO): regulation of apoptotic process; negative regulation of DNA-templated transcription; nucleosome assembly
Cellular component (GO): nucleus; PML body
Molecular function (GO): transcription corepressor activity; nuclear androgen receptor binding; histone binding
Source: RefSeq, a predicted model, not a curated record
UUUAGCGGGUACAUUUUCGAUCUCGACUCGAUAGCACAGCUAAGUGAAGGGGCAUUGUUUUGAUGAAGAAGAUCCAGUCUGAUAAAAACGAACGAGAUUAGAGGUUAUCUCGGGUUUGUUUACCCGGUUCACGAGGCGAUGAGAGCGUAACUCGACUUUUUUUCUGGCAGGUUAUUUUUUUACUUAGAAAAGUCCUAAUGCUAACUAGCCUCCAGAGCUAACGUCAGCUAAGUAACUGGAGUGUUGUGAUGUCCUGCGGCGGUGCAACGUUUUCUUGUUUCGUUGUCAACUCCAGCGGCUCGUAAAGAACAGGUCGAAAGCCGGCGUUUUGAAUGGCGGUGGCUCCUGCCUCGAUGGCAGAUAAAAUCAUUGUGCUUGAUGAGGAAGGCGAAGAAGAAGAGAGUCCUCAGCCCUCCUCCUCUGCCUCCAAAUCAAGCCCUGACCUUCAAGCCAAAAAUGUCUCGCCGCUCAAAGCUCAGCUGCCAGUGCCCACACACAUUACCCAGUCACCCUUCGCUACAGCGAAGAAGACCACGCAGUGUCUGCAGGCAGAGAAUCAGAAGUUGUUCACUGAGUUUGUGGAGCACUGCAGGCCCCUCACAGAGGACUGCCCGGAGGUCUUGACCUUCCUUCAGACAAAGCACUCCAAGGCCUGCCCGGACUUCCUGUCAUCAGUGGAGUUGAGGAACACUUUGGGACGAUGUUUGACUCGCGCUCAGGCCAACCGCUCUAAAACAUUUGUCUACAUCAGUGAACUGUGUACUGUGCUCAAGCAGCAUGCCAUCAAGAAGAGGCAAACCCUCUUCAAGGUUGACCAUGGGCCUUCUACCUCAACGUCGAGUGAUCUUCAGUCUACCUCCGUCACGCUCAAAAGUACAAGCAAGAGUAAAGGUAACCUGGACGAGGAGGAAGAAGGUGUGCAGCCGGCAGCAGAUGAAGAGCAGCCUUCCACCUCAGGACAGCAAGAGAACAGAGAGGCAGACCGAGAAGAGGAGAGAAAAGCUAAAAGAGCCUCCAGGAAGCAGAUAGCGUACCUGGAGAACCUGCUGAAGGUGUACAACGAGGAGAUCUGCCGCCUGCAGCAGGCUGAGCUGAGUCUCACUGACAUGGAAGCGGAGGACUCGUUAUACAUCCAGGAGCACAAACUCAAACGCAAGAUGAUGAAGAUUUAUGAAAAACUGUGUGAACUAAAGGGCUGCAGCACACUAACAGGCCGAGCCAUUGAACAGAGAAUCAGCUACAAAAGCACUCGUUACCCUGAGAUCAACAGGAGGAUCGAGCGUUUCAUCAACAGUCCCGAGGUACGACAAAACCCUCCUGAUUACCAGGACAUCCUCCAGCAGGUGUUGCGUGCCAACGAUCGCCACAACCUCUGCUUGACCAGGAAGCAUAUAAACCAGAUCGCCCAGGUGGCGUUCAGAGAGACCGGGAGCCGCAUACAGGACCGCCGUCACCUGGACCUCGUCUACAACUUUGGCUCUAGCCUCACCGACACCUAUAAGCCUGCCACAGACCCAGCUCUGAAGGACCCAUCACUACUGAAGAAACUGCGGUUGAACCGAGAAGUUGCUCUAACUAGCCUGGAGGAGGUCAUCAAGAAGUACGCUGUGAAACAGGACGACACGGAGGAGAAGGAGAGGAGCAAACGACUGCAAAAAGACAGGAAGGACAAAGAGGGCCACACGUCAGGAAAAAAAGUGGAAACUGAAGAGAUGAAUGGCGUGUCUGAGGAGGAGGAGGAAGAGGAUGAAGAUGAUGAAUCCUCAGAUCCAGACAUAGAGGAAGAGAUCCAGGCCAGCACUCAGCAGGCUGGACCAGAUGAAGAAGACAACGAGGAAGACGACAUUAACGAGGUGGAACAAGCGAGCGAAGGCACCAACAAGGAGGAUCAGAACGAUGAUCAGAUUGCACACGUUUCUGCAGGCGAAGAAGGAAGCUUGAAAGAUGAGGACGAGCAGGUUACGAGUCCUGCUUCUGAUGAGACAAAGUCCCAGAUCUCGCCGCUGUCUGAUAUCCCCUCCCCCGCAGAAAGCCCCAGCCAAUCAGAGCCCAUGCAGACUGAUGACCAGAGGCCGUUAUCGAAUGGUGACCACAAGAGCUUACAGGAACCUGCAGAUUCUUCCAGUCAUGAGUCAGUCGUCCUGUCAAACUACAACCAAGGCAAAACGGGCCUCACAGCAGCAGCCAAUGGGAAAGCAUCUCCGUCAUCGCCAGAAGACGGCAUGGAAAGGUGCGGCACGCAGACAAGCAAUGGCACGUCUCCACCGCCCAGCCCCAGAACCACGAGGAGCCAGAAGAGGAAGUGGGAGGAAAGCAACUCGCAGAGUAGAAAGAACCUAAUCAUCCACGACAGCGAUGCGGACAUCCCUCUGGAUAUGGGCGUUGUGACCUACAACUCUCCAGAGACCACUCGAGCAAACACGCCAACGCAGGAAGUGGUCAGCAGCUCGCAGUCGACACCGCCACCGAAGAAAAACAAGGUCAACGUGGCGACACCAGACGAAAUCAUCGUCCUGUCAGACUCCGAUUGACCUUUAACCUCUGAACUCUGACUAGUCAUUUACAGCAGAGGAAGUCUGAGGUUUGAAGCAAAUAAAAGCCAACACAACUGUUUUUGUAAAGAACUGGAAUGAAAUGUUUGUGAUUCAAUGUGUAUAAACGCCAGCUGAGGCAGCAGGUUCUGGGAUGCCCCUGCUGUGCACUACAGAAUAAAGUUUUCAUUUGAUCCGAGCAGGGAAACUCGAGCUGACGCUGACCUCGGCUGCUUCUUGCACUUUGGGUACAGAAACUAACCGCCACUCAUUGUGUCGCUAAAAAUAGUGAAAUACAUUCUGUUUUUUUACUGCUCUGAAGCUGAAAAUACUUCACUGGGAUUCUUUUUACUCGACCUGAACGCUGAUUUGUGGUUGGUGUGUUUUUAGGUAACAAUCAGUGCCUGAUUAAAAUUGAACUGAGCAGUCAGACGUGAGGCCCAGAUGUUGAAUUUCACUGGACAUGGCUGCUCUGGCAAACUUCCAGUUUGUUUACAUUUUUAUAUUUCAAAUCUGUUUUCUUGACAGAGCAGGCGGUGAGGUGAUGUUCUCUAUUAAAGUCUUUCUAUUGAUGUUGUUUUAUUUGCUGCUAUUUAUGAUCUGAGCGAGCUGUGCCGUGGUUUCAGUUGCAGCAACGACAACAGGAAAACAUUUACACUGCUUAGAUGUUUCCUCUCACAAUUUCGAUUCAAAAUGAAUUCGGUUAAAAGGUUUAAAAUAAAGUAAUUUACCUACUGAGGCAGGUGCUGGUGAGGCUGCAGGAACAGCUACAGGAACGGAAACGCUGAAAGUUCUCUUAGCAAACCCCACAAAAAAGCAAUCCCCCACCCCCCCCAAAAAACUGCAACAAAGUCUUCCUGCUUAAACAUGUUGUUGUGCUGCAUCACUCACAGGAGACAAAAGCAUUAAUCUGAACUAACCAAAUCACUUUUGAGUCAUUUGUGGGACUUUUGUUGAUUUAAAAACUAAAACACACCAGUGAGCCACAAUUUUCAACCUUUUGAGGAUUUUAAAAUAAUGCUACACUCACAGAAUGUAUUAAUCCUCGUCUGAAAAGUAGUUCUAAACAAAUCCACUCCUCCUUUUGGAGUAGCGUAUGCUGAAAACUACAUGCCCAGCUGUUUUAAGAAAUAACUGCAUAUUUAUGAGCCUCAUUUCCAGCCGUCUCUAAUCAUAACCAGCAGUAAAGCGCAGGAAGUUAUGACGCGUACCGCUUGUCGAGGGGUAAGCAAUAUAAAUAACAGCAGUCUUAUCUUUAAAGCGGUCAAAUUUCAUCCCAAGACAGACGAACUCUACCUCUGCCCGCAAGUGUGCGUAAAAGAUGGAUGUAGUCGACAUCAUCCAUUUGUUCCUUAAGUCCUGAUAUGUCGAGCUGAAUGUUUUGGCGAGGUCACGCUGAACCCCCUUUAGGUAGUGACCUGUCAAUCAUGAAGUAGGCCUGUUUUUCACCGGGUGCAUUUGUUUGUCCUCGUUUUUCUAACGAGGAUCAUAAUUUACUAAAUAAACGUCAAAUUCAAGAAGACCCAAAAGCAGCGACUGAGUCCAUAAAGUCUUAACAGCUCAUAGGUCGAUGCAGAUUUCUAUAGGCUGACAUCUUUGCAAGUAAUCGCUCCCUGCUGGCCGUUAGAAAGAUUACAUGGUGCUUCCACGCUGGCUUUACUGUUAUUAUACAGUAAUAACAGUCUGAGCGCCUCUGCGUGAUAACCACGUUCUUUCUUCCUGCUGCCAAAGCUCACCUCAGCCAAAACUAAACAUGAACACAAAGAUCACUGCAGGUCUGGUGACUCUGCGUUUGGGUCCCUUUAGAGAUCCUGAACACCUUUAAUUAUAAAUACAUUCUGUACUUUAUUCAAGGUUUGUUUUGUCUUUUGUGUUUUUGUUCUCGUGUCGGUGCACUGGGCAUUGCGGAAAAUUGAGAAAUACUUUUUAAAAACCUUUGUUGGGUUGUUUUUUUGUUUGCUUUAUGCAGGCUUGGAGUUCAAUUGUUUUUUUUUCUUUUCUUUUUUGUAGUAGCAGAUCGCCUCACAGGUGAAACGAUGAUAUUUUGGGGUAAAAGCUCUUUUCAGAGUUAAUAAAAUGCCUGGAAUGUUACCUUUGCUGCGAUCUAUUAGGCCUCAUUUAUGCAGAGGAACGUUUCGUCAUUCACUAUGAAUUUGUUCAUUUUUUUUUUCAUUUUUGAUAUUAAAAUAAAUACUUUUGUCAUAAAA